Coccidioides posadasii C735 delta SOWgp is the source of this 2956-nucleotide messenger RNA. RefSeq lists its product as uncharacterized. Gene Ontology annotation, molecular function: magnesium ion transmembrane transporter activity. Gene Ontology annotation, biological process: magnesium ion transport. Gene Ontology annotation, cellular component: membrane. NCBI's taxonomy places the organism in Eukaryota, Fungi, Ascomycota, Eurotiomycetes, Onygenales, Onygenaceae. The record is from RefSeq and is a predicted model, not a curated record.
GUCUGUAGAAACGAGUUAUAUGAUUCUUAUGUUACCGCUAUGAGAUGAGAUUAGGUUGUCGAUCUGCUUGCUCCGCAAAAUUUCUCCCAACAAGCCACCGUCUGAGACGAGAUAUAUCUAUCCUUCUCCCUCUUAUCCAACGUUUGAACACGGCGAACCCUCUAACGUAUAUCGGCGCCCUAACGGCCGCCACGGCCUACGAUCAGGCCGCCGGCGCCAAAUUCCAGCGCAACGAUGCCUGAGCAGCUGUUGGAUGCUAUAUCCCUGGCUGCGCGGGCCGGGGGUUUGGCAGGCGAUGUCAGGAGUCGACCACCCGUUUUCAAAGCCGUUGGCAUCUCCUUGGCCGUGGCAUCGGGCCUAUUUAUUGGCGUCUCAUUCGUCCUGAAAAAGGUCGGCUUACUCAGGGCAAAUGUCAAAUACAAUGAGGAGGCCGGGGAGGGUUAUGGAUAUCUCAAGAAUUUUUACUGGUGGGCUGGCAUGACGCUGAUGAUACUGGGAGAAAUAUGCAAUUUUGUGGCGUAUGCAUUCGUGGAUGCCAUUUUGGUGACACCAUUGGGUGCAUUGUCUGUGGUGGUGACGACGAUUCUAUCAGCUAUCUUUCUCAAGGAGCGGUUAAGCUUUGUGGGAAAAGUCGGCUGUUUCAACUGUAUCAUCGGAUCGGUGGUGAUUGCAAUGAAUGCACCACAGCAGUCGUCGGUUUCAAACAUCCAGGAUAUGAAACGCUACGUUAUUCGGCCCGUAUUUCUUACCUAUGCCGGAGUCAUCAUCGUUGGCUGUACUGUCGUGGCGAUUUGGGCUGGUCCCCGCUACGGGAAAAGAAGCAUGUUCGUGUAUCUGUCUAUUUGCAGUCUAAUUGGUGCAUUGAGUGUUGUUGCUACUCAGGGUUUGGGUGCAGCCAUUAUUGCCCAGAUAUCUGGACAGCAGCAAUUUAAGGAGUGGUUCCUUUACGUUCUGUUAGGUUUUGUGAUAAUAACCCUAUUGACCGAGAUCAUCUAUUUAAAUAAAGCUUUGAAUGUUUUUAAUGCCGCACUGGUUACUCCGACUUACUAUGUUAUAUUUACCAGCGCCACAAUUAUUACAUCCGCCGUUCUAUUCCAAGGUUUCAAAGGCUCUCCGAUAAGUAUAACCACUGUCGUCAUGGGCUUUCUCCAAAUAUGUACGGGAGUCGUGUUGCUGCAGCUGUCAAAAUCUGCCAAAGAUGUGCCAGAUGCCGCCAUAUUCAAGGGCGACUUGGAUCAAGUUCGAGAAGUUGCUGAGCAGGAGCAACCCGAGUCAGAGCCGAAAGCAGAUGCUAUUCGAGGUACUGCUGCGAUUAUCCGCCGCAUAUCAACACCGAGACAGAAGAUGGAAAGGGAUGAAGCACUGCGAUAUCAAAGCGAACGGAAGCUCGAUGAGUCAUGGUCACCUGGAGAAAAUGAAAUAAUUGAAUGGGAUGGCCUCAGAAGAAGAAGAACCGUUCUCAGCGCCGGACCAACUGCCACACCGCGGCGGACAAAAACGCCUCGUCCACCUCUGGGGAUGUCGCGAUUUCCAGAAGACGACGAAGAUUCAGAGCCCAAAUCAAGAACUGGGAGGUCGUUUCUGGACAGUUUUCGGAGCCGCACAUCAAGCGGUCGCUCUUCGAGGAAGCCGAGCGAGGAUUCGCAAAGCACCGAAACUCGAAUGUGCUCUAUCGAAUUAGAAUCGAUUCACGACCGUUCCCGGAAGAACGUCGAUGGUCAGCAUAGAUACACCGAAGUCAAAAAUUACCCUGCCACUACUCUUUUAGAACCAUUCCAGUACGAGAGUCAAAAGCGAAUGCGAAGCGGCACUGUAGGAUCUGUCAGGUUUGCGGAUGACGUGAAGACCAUCGAUGAUAGCCCUCAGAGACAAAGGAGCAGAUCGCCACCCACCCCGCCAGCACAUCGCCAAUUCUCUUUCCAGAGACUUUUCCACCGCGAAGGGUCUUCCGCUCGUGCUGAUAUCUCCAGCGAAAUGUCUCCUAGCCGAGACAACAGAUUUCUUGGGUUUUCGAAUUUCAGGGCCCACCGUCAGCCUCCACAGCAGCGACGAGUUACAAAAAACGCAACCGAAGAAGAAGUACUUGGACUUGUCAGAGAUGGGGCCAUGGACACGGAGAUCCCUCAUGAUCGGAGUCGUACCCCAUCGCCAACACCAUCCAUCCUUGAAUCAAUGAAUGAGAAGCCGUUUGGUGAAAGUAGUAUGUCCUAUCCUAGCCGAUCGCGCCGCUCCUCGUCUACGUCGUCGUCGUCAUCUUCAGAAUAUCACCGUUCAUCCGACCGUAUUCCAUCAUAUGCUAAAGGAGACGAUCAUCUGUAUAAUGUCGUGCGUACCUCCGCACCCGAUCCUUUCUCAGCUACAGACCAAGAUAACCCCGCCGGAAUAUCUGAACUACGCGUCCUCCAUAAUCCGGACAAUGAACGCUCCUUAACGGCUGGAACUGAUAACGUCGCUCACCCGCCCGCCUCCUACCAGCGACCACUCGUCCAAGGCCGAGAUCUACCACCGAUACCCGUCGAAACUACCCGAUCCGAUGGAACAUCCCUCUUUGACCCUCCACAAAAUGUUUACACUACAAACCCGAACAUUUCAAUUCCUCCACUGCCGCCUGAUCCUCGUUCCAUUCCCUCCGCUCCGCCGUCCAUCUCUUCUGACAUGGACAGUGUAGAAGAGGAAAUUCUCGAAGACCAUGAUGAUAGAGAUCGAGCGGGCUCGAGAAACCGUGGCCCCACGAGUUUGUCGUCAAGCAACGGAGUGGCUUUCAUCUAAAUAGCUCGUAGUUUUCCAAAACUGAAUGUUUAUAUGCAUUAACUAUUAAUAUCUGAUAUGCUCUGGGAGAAGCAUGUUAUAUUGAUUGUUGUAGGUAGGUACCUCGUACAUGUGCUGUACAUCCAUACAUGCAUGCAUAGCGGUUACAAAGAAGGGUCUAAAUAAUAAUAUUGCGAUAAAGUUCGGU